GACGGGUGAAGCGGUGAAUGUAUUGAAGGCGGAUGGCAAGCGAGUGCUCUUUGUGACCAAUAAUAGCGUGCGGUCGGACAAAGAUUAUAUAAAUAAGUUCAUCGAGAGCGGAGUGGAGGAUUUUCAAAUACACGACAUUAUGCAUCCAGUAAAGGCUAUGUUGUACUAUAUCAAGAAACAUAAUAUAAAGCAACCGAUUUUCUCAUUAUGCAGCGCUUUCGGAAAUGACAAGCUUCGCAAUGGAGGCAUAGAUGUGAGGACUUUGCUCACCAAGAAAGACGUCACACCCGAUACUUUGGAGAGAAUCACAAAACCGGAACAGAAAAUGGGCGCAGUGUUGUUUGAUAUUAAUUUGGAACUCUCUUAUACGCAAUUGGUUGCGGCCACACGAUAUCUAGCAGAUAAAGAUUGUCAAUUUAUUGCUGGGGGUUUAGAGCGAAUGUUACCAAUGACAAGAGAGAUAAUGGUGCCAGGAUUUGGCGAUUUUCUCGACACUCUUAGGCGCUUCACACGACGUGAGCCGACAAUAGUUAGCAAACCGGCGUUGUUGCUCGGUGAAAUUUUGAAGGACGUCUAUAAAUUGACGGAGCCCAAGCGUUGCCUUUUUGUUGGCGAUUCGCUGAAGAACGAUGUACGCUUCGGUCGGGAUUGUGGCUUUCAAACAUUGCUCGUAUUAAGUGGCAGCACAUCUAUCGAGGAAAUGCGUGCAGCAAGUGCGGAGCACCAGCCACAUUUUUAUGCGGAUGGUAUGGCGGAUUUUAUACAGUUAUACGAUAAUAUAGGCAAAAAUACUUAAAUAUUGUAUGAGU
Bactrocera oleae (olive fruit fly) is the source of this 809-nucleotide messenger RNA. The record is from RefSeq and is a predicted model, not a curated record. Lineage: Eukaryota; Metazoa; Arthropoda; Insecta; Diptera; Tephritidae.